Recurvomyces mirabilis is the source of this 588-nucleotide messenger RNA. RefSeq lists its product as uncharacterized. The record is from RefSeq and is a predicted model, not a curated record. Bases 1 to 588 code for a protein of 195 amino acids. The transcript has a single exon. NCBI's taxonomy places the organism in Eukaryota, Fungi, Ascomycota, Dothideomycetes, Mycosphaerellales, Teratosphaeriaceae.
AUGGCCACACAAGCUAUGCAGGAUGCAGAUAGCGUCUUAUCAGAUCACACCUUCCUCUUCCACCAGCUGAAUGCCUACCCGUGGGAUGAAGACGAGGAGUUCCAAGGUGGUCUUCGAGCAAUACUCGGCUCAGUGCAAGACCCAGACCAGGUAGAACGAAUCACGACACGAGCGAAAUGUUACUACUAUGCCCGCAAGACUGGUACUACCGUGGACUUCGAAGGUUACAGGCAGUGGCGACUAUCCGAGCAGAACAAUACAACCCAGGAUCCACCCCUCAAUGCCAAUGGACUAGCCGGAUAUACAGCAGCCAACGGUACAGCUCCUGCAUCUGCCGCCGUUGUUGCGGACGGAGGAAUGGGUAGCGCGCCCAAACCUGCGACUUUCGCGGACAUUUGUGAUAUGAUCGCCGAAGGCAAACCCAUUCCCGGAAUCAAGGACAUUCCGGACAGGAUACUGGAAGGCCAGGCUUCGGAUGCUUCUGCUCAGAGAAGGAAGAAGCCGUGGGAGAAGGACAGUGGUGCAAAUGCGGGAAGUGUCAGUGUGGGCCCUGGUGGUGGUGGAGAGAAGUUGAGUUGGAUGAGGUGA